This is a messenger RNA of Drosophila kikkawai, 1290 nucleotides long. RefSeq names its product E3 ubiquitin-protein ligase Kcmf1-like. NCBI's taxonomy places the organism in Eukaryota, Metazoa, Arthropoda, Insecta, Diptera, Drosophilidae. Gene Ontology annotation, cellular component: plasma membrane. Gene Ontology annotation, molecular function: zinc ion binding. Gene Ontology annotation, biological process: synaptic signaling. The record is from RefSeq and is a predicted model, not a curated record.
UCAUAUAAACUUCUGUCAUUUGUUUUCUAUUCGAUGUUGUAGAAAUUCCAAACUUUUUUGCCUCCACUUUUGACCAGUAUUUAAGCGCAUGCGGAGUUGGCGAAUUUAACGGAGGAUCAGCGAGAGGAACCGUAAUGGAAGUCUCCAUGGGGCACCAGAACAUCUGCUGCGACGGCUGCCAGAGGGUGGAGUUCCGAGGACGGCGCUUCCGCUGCAUGCGCUGCACGAACUAUGACCUGUGCGGCGAUUGCUACGACCAGCAGAUCGAGACGCAGGCGCACAGCAUCGACCAUCCCAUGCAGCUAAUCCCGGAGCCCGGCCAGGAGCCUGGCCUGCAACUCGGCAACGAAAUGCUCGAGCUGGUGCACCUGUCCAACUGCUACACCUGCCCCUACUGCGGCCUCUUUGGGUGCUCGGCCAAGCAGCUGAUCAAGCACGUGUACGACCAGCACCGCCUCUCCGAGGGCUACGUGGCCUGUCCGAUGUGCGCCAGCCUGCCGUCCGUCGAACUGCUGGCGAUCCGCAACCUGUCGCGUCACCUGCUGCUCAACCACAUCGACCAGGCCAAUCAGCUGGAGCCGGACACGCCGCCACUGCGCCGGAUAAUGACCAGGAGCUUGCAGCGCAUCCGCCGACGCCGCCAGCAGCCACAGCAGCAAUCAUCAAGGGAGAUUCCUGCCAUUCUGGCCAUCGAUGACGUGGCCAUGCCCCCGGAGCACCAAGAUCGCACGGAGAACGAAGAGAGCUUAAACUCCAGCGUGGACCCAUCAGCCAAACAGCCUCGGGAGGGCUAUCUCCUGGGGCAAUGGGUUGCGGAGCAGGAACGCAUCUACCGGAAUGCAGAGAGCUCAGUCAUUCAGAGGCGCCAGCAUGCACUCUUCACAGAGCACCUCCUGCUAUCCAUGCUCAGUGCCGAGGAGCUGCAGCUGCCGGAGAAAAAGCAGUCAGAGAUGGAACGGAGCCUGAAACACCAAAAGGAGCUGACCUCAGUCAUGUCACUGAUGUCCUUACCAUGGACCAGGCUGCGGCAGGUCACCCAAUGGGAGGGCAAGAGGCUACUGAGCUCCACCGUGGGUGAACUCGAUGUGGAUUUAAUACGGGAUCAGAUAGCCUGGUUGGAAAGGGCUGAGGCGGGGUCGGAGGAGGAGGAGGCCAUAGACUAGAGGCAAUUAACGGUGCUGCCAAAAAAGUGUCAUUAAUAUUUUUGUUUUUCUAUUUUCAAGGACCUGAUAUAUAUUGUUGAGGUUUGGUUAAUUUUAAAUGCAAAAUCGGCUAAAUUUUUGUGAAAAU